CCCCAUGUUUUCCCCAAGUAUGGUGUAUGGUGACAUAACAAAUAGAUGGUCAAGCUUUAUAAAUACCAACGUUGCCGUUGUUCAUUUCAAACAAACGUUUUACUCCUAAGGCCAAACAGGUAAAAUAGAAAGAAUGAAGACUCUACAAGUUGUGUCUCUUACAUUGCUGUAUGUGCUGGCAGUCAACGCUCAGGCCAUCAGCUCGGGGAAAUGCCCACAGCCUUCGGUUCAGAAAGACUUUGAUCCUACAAGGUAUAUGGGCAGAUGGUACGAGAUCAUGAAGAUCCCAAAUUCAUUUCAGUUAGGAGAAUGCUGUCAGGCUACUUAUGCUUUGAGCGAUGGUAUUGUCCUGGUGCGAAAUGAUGAGCUUCUUGCCAACGGCACCAUCAGUUUCAUCGAGGGCACUGCCACGAUCACAGAUCCAUCCGAACCUGCUAAACUUCAGGUCAGCUUCUUUGAAGGUGCUGCGUCUCCCUACUGGGUUCUGGCUACAGACUAUGACAAAUACACUCUGGUUUAUUCUUGUACUCAAUUCGGUGUUGUCCGCGUUGAGUUUUCUUGGAUCAUGAGCAGGGACCGCACACUUCCCAAAGAGACCGUCUCUGAGCUGCUAGACAUCCUCAACGGCAAUGGCAUCAAUACAGUUAUGUUCACAGAGACUGACCAGAGACCAGAGCUGUGCAGCAGUGUGCAUUAAAAGCUGAAGAUGUGUUGAACUGUAUGAAAAGCUAGAUAAAUCUAAGCUUUUCUUACUUACACCCAGUGUCUCUCUGUGGUCUUUUGCAUGAAAACGUUAAUAAAUCUGCAGAAUAAACUGAACUGAAUACCAAG
Misgurnus anguillicaudatus (oriental weatherfish) is the source of this 831-nucleotide messenger RNA. RefSeq names its product apolipoprotein Da, duplicate 2 (gene apoda.2). Gene Ontology annotation, molecular function: lipid binding. Gene Ontology annotation, cellular component: cytoplasm. NCBI's taxonomy places the organism in Eukaryota, Metazoa, Chordata, Actinopteri, Cypriniformes, Cobitidae. The record is from RefSeq and is a predicted model, not a curated record. Gene Ontology annotation, biological process: brain development; tissue regeneration; lipid transport.